Molecule: messenger RNA, 2649 nt
Organism: Tripterygium wilfordii
Lineage: Eukaryota; Viridiplantae; Streptophyta; Magnoliopsida; Celastrales; Celastraceae
Exons: 8
Coding region: 1-2649 (882 amino acids)
Biological process (GO): DNA integration
Molecular function (GO): nucleic acid binding
Source: RefSeq, a predicted model, not a curated record
AUGCGCGGGUCGGUUCUGAUAACACUGCUCCAGGGAAUGCUUUGCUUUCCAAAGUUCCUUUGUUUUGAUGGUUUGCUCAAAGAUUAUGAACCCUGUCCGGGGCAGUGUGUUGGGGGCUGUUUUGGGGUUUCUUGUGCUAUCCUGUCUUCAUGUUUUGGCUGCUCUGGUGGAGAUGGACUUCUGAUAAGGGGCAAUUUUAGUUUUGUUCCGUCCCGAUUGAUUGUUGGUGUUGGCCGCAAAGACCACCUGUCGAAGUGGGGUUGUCAGGAGUAUGGUAUUGGGCCUCUGGUAUUGGAUGGGAGUCAUGAAACUAUGCUGAGACGCCCAUGCACCAUAGCCUCAAGAUCGCAGUCCAGGCUUGCUUUGUUCAAUGAAGCUGAAAUCAUUCCUGACUGUAGAAUCGACAAAACGAUACAGCGAGAGGUCAUCAACAAAUGGGCGAUGCGCUACUUGAGGGAGCAUUCCUUGUUGUUUCUAGUAGAUCCAGAUCUAGAAAAUAACUUACUGGUGGACAACAAGAUUGAAUAUAAAGGGCUUGAUGGUGAGAGUCAUGAUGAACCUACAGUGGUGGUACCGAGUGCUCCCACCACACCUCAUGUUGAGAAGGAAAAGCCGGAAGAAGAGUUUCGGCUCUUUGAGGCCAUGAGACAUUCUAAUGAUUCAAAGACUUGUUUUUGGGUGGAUGUGGUGGAUAGAAGAGUCGACAUGGAGCUGCAUAGAAAUGAUAAAACCAUUGCUUUGGAAGCUUUUCUAGUGGGAGAUAUUGAGAGGACUCUGGACAAUGAUACUCAAGAAGUUGUAAACAUGUUUGAGGCUUCUCCUAGUUAUCAACACAAGUGGCGUCCGACCUUUGAAAAUUUGAGGGACUCUCCAAAUCUUGAGAAGCUAGUACCAUCUAUAGUGAGUCCGCCAGAGCUAGAGUUGAAGCCUUUGCCCGCACAUUUGCGAUAUGCAUUCUUAGGUAACUCUAAAACUCUUCCUGUUAUUAUUUCUUCUAAUCUUUCUCUCUUGGAAGAAGAGAAAUUGCUCCGUGUUCUCAGGGAAUACAAGAGUGCAAUUGGGUGGACCAUUGCGGAUAUUCGUGGCAUUAGCCCCUCUGUGUGCAUGCAUCGCAUUUUGAUGGAGGACGGAACUAAAGCCACUAGAGAGGGACAAAGAAGAUUAAAUCCAAACAUGAAAGAAGUUGUCCGGAGUGAGAUUUUGAAGCUCUUGGAUGUUGGCGUUAUUUAUCCUAUUUCUGAUUCCAAAUGGGUGAAUGCAGUUUUUCUAUUCGAUGAAGCUUGUAUGAGGGCAUUCGAUUUGUUGAAAGAGAAACUUACUACCGCUCCAAUUAUGAUGCCUCCGGAUUUUUCUUUGCCAUUUGAAAUUAUGUGCGAUGCUUCUGACUUUGCCAUUGGAGCAGUGCUUUGUCAACGAGUUGACAAGAAGUCUCAUGUUAUAUAUUAUUCAAAGUUUGAUUUGGAGAUUCGGGAUAAAAAGGGGUGUGAGAAUGUAGUUGCUGAUCAUCUCUCUCGGCUCGCUAUCAAGGAAAACGGUGAAAGAGAUAUGGAUUUCAAUGAGACCUUUCCAGAUGAGCAUUUAUUUGAGGUCGAGGAAGUUCCUUGGUAUGCAGAUAUCGUUAAUUAUCUGGUAAGCCGGAAGUUACCUCCGGGUAUGACCACACAUGAGAAAAACAAGUUUCUAUCCUCCAUCAAAUAUUACUAUUGGGAUGAUCCUUAUUUAUUCAGAUGUUGUCCUGAUCAGAUUAUCAGACGAUGUAUUCCGGUUAAUGAGCAAGAAAGUGUUCUUCACUUUUGCCACUCUCAUGUGUGGGCGGUUGAUUAUGUGAGUAAAUGGGUUGAAGCUCUACCGUGCAAAACCAAUGAUCAUGGUGUGGUUUUGCAUUUCUUGAAAAAUAUGAUCUUUGCAAGGUUUGGAACUCCAAGAGCUAUUAUUAGUGAUGGUGGAUCGCAUUUUUGCAACAAGUACUUUGAGAAGUUGAUGAAAAAAUGUGGGGUAACUCACAAGGUUGCUACACCUUACCACCCGCAAACGAGUGGCCAGGUGGAGAUAUCGAACCGGGAGAUCAAACAUAUUCUUGAGAAGACGGUUUCUUCUAGUAGAAAGGACUGGAGUAUUAAGCUUAAUGAUGCUCUUUGGGCUUAUCGGACUGCUUUUAAGACUCCUAUUGGCAUGUCUCCUUACCGGUUAGUCUUUGGGAAGCCUUGUCAUUUACCGGUAGAGCUGCAACAUCGAGCAUACUGGGCAAUCAAGGUUUUGAACUUUGAUCUCCAGGAAGCUGGCAAUAUGAGGAAGCUCCAACUUAAUGAGCUUGAUGAGCUGCGGAAUGACUCCUAUGAUAAUGCUAAAAUCUACAAGGAAAAGACCAAACUCUUUCAUGAUAAACAUAUCUCAAGGAAGGUAUUUGAACCAGGUCAAAAAGUCUUGCUGUAUAAUGCUCGCCUUCGAUUUUUUCCGGGAAAGCUUCGAUCAAGGUGGAGUGGUCCGUAUGAGGUGAUUAAAGUUCUUCCUUAUGGCUCUGUAUUUAUCAAGGACCCUCGCACAAGUUUUGAGCAGCAAGUAAAUGGUCACCGCCUCAAGCCCUAUUUUGAGACCUCUUUUGAUAUGGAAAAGUACAAGUUACGCUUGGAAGAUCCUCCAUCCCUUUGA